Messenger RNA from Dichomitus squalens LYAD-421 SS1, 3107 nucleotides. RefSeq names its product glycoside hydrolase family 2 protein. Gene Ontology annotation, biological process: carbohydrate metabolic process; glycoprotein catabolic process. The record is from RefSeq and is a predicted model, not a curated record. The coding region runs from base 140 to 2758 and encodes 872 amino acids. The transcript is spliced from 22 exons. NCBI's taxonomy places the organism in Eukaryota, Fungi, Basidiomycota, Agaricomycetes, Polyporales, Polyporaceae. Gene Ontology annotation, molecular function: beta-mannosidase activity.
CUGACUUACUCGGCAUUUCCUAAGUAGCCUGCGGACGUCCGACGCAUUACCCAAGAAUAAAUACAGUCAGUAGCCUGCUCUCAGGACGGGCCCUCGCGUAUCUUGUUCACGGACGACGCGCUCACACUGACCAUCCACGAUGGCGACGGCUAGGGAUUUGCACGAUGGAUGGACGUUCACGCAGUUGGGCAAAAGCCAAGUCCUGAAGGAGGGCGAGUGGCUGCCGGUGAAGAGCUUCCCGACGACAGUGCAUGUUGAGCUGUUGGGGUAUAAGAGGAUCCCAGACCCGUUCGUCGGGCUCCAUGAAUGGGACGUGCAAUGGAUCGGUGAAGUCGAGUGGGCAUUCAAGACUACGUUCGAUGUGAGCGACGAAGAGGCAGCGGCAGAAAACGUGGAUCUCGUCUUUGACGGUCUGGAUACCUUUGCGGUCGCCGAGUUGAAUGGCCAUAAAAUAUUGGAGACCGAGAACCAGUUCAUCGGACAUCGGGUUCCUGCCAAGCAAUAUCUCAAGGCUGGCGAGAACACCCUGCUCCUGACGUUUGCAAGUGCAUUCCGCAAGGGCCGAGAGCUCGAGCAGGAACACGGAAAGCUGAACCUCUGGAACGGAGAUUCGAGUCGUCUGCACGUACGCAAGGCGGGAUACAACUAUGGCUGGGACUGGGGUCCGGUGCUCAUGACUGUUGGCCCCUGGAAGCCCAUCAGACUCGAGACCUACACUACACGCAUUGCGGACCUUGACGUUCGCCCCAGAGUGAAUGAGCAGCUUGGCGCAACUGUCGAUAUCGCGUUCGAGCUCUCGACUAAUGACCACAGCAUCGCGAGUGUCUCUGUGAACGAUCCCGAUGGCAAGCUGGUGAUUGGACAGAACGCCAUUGCCAUCCAAAGUCAGCGUGCCGAGGCGCACUUUAAACUUUCUGCCGGUACCUUCGAGCUUUGGUACCCAGUGGGAUAUGGCAAGCAGCCUAUAUACACGGUUGAUCUCAAAAUCACCGACAAGGACGGACAUUUGCUGGACUCGAAAUCUCAGAAAUUCGCCUUCCGUCGAGCUGUCGUCGUACAGGACGAGCUGGAGGGCCAGGAAGGACGGUCAUUCCUGUUCGAGAUAAACAAAAUCAGGAUCUUCUGCGGGGGUUCGAACUGGAUCCCCGCGGAUUCCUUCUUGACCAGGUUGACUGCUGAGAAGUAUCGGCAAUGGCUGCAACUCCUCGUGGACGGAAACCAGAACAUGGUCCGGGUCUGGGGUGGUGGUAUCUAUGAGCCGGACGCCUUCUACGAUAUUUGCGAUGAGCUCGGGAUCCUUGUGUGGCAGGACUUCAUGUUCGGCUGUGGGCAGUACCCUGCAUAUGAUUCGUUCACCAAGUCGGUAGAAGUAGAGGCCGAACAGAACGUGAAGAGACUCAGGCACCACCCUUCGAUCGUGAUCUUCACUGGCAACAACGAAGAUUAUCAAAUCGCGGAGUCUCUCAAGCUGGAGCUCGAUUAUUCCGAUGAGAAAUCCGACUUCCGGAACACCAAUUUCCCUGCACGCUACAUCUACGAAAGGCUCCUGCCGUCAGUCGUUGAGCGGCUGAGUGACAUCCACUACCACCGCAGUUCUCCGUACAGUGGCUUCGGAAAGGCCACGACCGACAAAAACUACGGCGAUUUGCAUCAAUGGAACGUCUGGCACGGAUCUCAAGAGCCGUGGCACAAUUGGGACAUCCUUGCGGGACGCUUUGUUUCGGAAUUUGGCAUGCAGGGUUACCCGAACAUUCGCACCGUUGAUUACUGGCUGGGCGGUGACAAGGCGGAACGCUACCCUCAAUCAAGGCAUGCGCUUCUGGAGCAGGUGAUUCCAGAAGUUACGACAAAUUGUAAUCACAACAAGGCCGAUGGCUUCGAGCGCAGGAUUGAGCUGUAUCUCAUGGAGAACUUCAAACAUGCUUUCGACAUCGAGAGUUACGUGUACUACACCCAGAUCAUGCAGGCCGAGACCUUGGCUUCCGCGUAUCGCCUGUGGCGUCGCAACUGGAAGGGCAAAGGCAAAGAAUACACCGCAGGCGCGCUUGUAUGGCAGAUCAACGACUGCUGGCCGGUGACUUCGUGGGCCAUCGUGGACUACUUCCUCCGCCCCAAGCCUGCGUACUUCGCCAUCAAGCGCGAGCUGCGGCCAUACACGGUCGGCAUGACGCGCAAGGAGCACAAGAAGUUCGCAGACGACCUCUCCGCGGCCUUCUUCACCAUCGACACCGUCCUGGAAAUCUGGGGCACGAACUCGACCCUCGACGCGAAGAAGGCGACGCUGGAAGUCACCGCGUUCGACCUCGAUUUCCCGGACUGGCGCGAGCGCUUCACGCAGGACGUCGACCUCGCCCCCAACGCGGCGACAGAGCUCUGGAAGGGCACCCUCCCAGGGCAGCCCACGCGCACGAAGGCGAGCGAAGUGCCCAAAACGAUCAUCGUCUCCGCGCGCUUGCUCGACGCGGACGGAAGCGUUCUCGGACGAUACUCCAAUUGGCCUGAGCCGUUCAAGUACAUCCACUUCCCGCCCCGCGAGGAGCUCGACCUGCGCAUCGCGGUCGGCGCGGACGGUGCGAGCGUGACGCUGUCGACCAAGCGGCCGAUCAAGGGCAUCAUCCUCGACGUCGCCGGCGACGCGGACGCGGAGUGGGCGGACCAGGCGAUCGACCUCGUGCCCGGCGAUCCGCAGACCGUCGCCGUCAAGGGCCUCGGGGGGCGCGCCGUCCAGGCGCGUUUCCUCGGGGAUGGCACCGCGUGAGGAGGCGCGGGGCGCUUGUGGGGGCGUAUGACGGGACGGCGCUUGUGUGUGUGUGUGUGUCGGGGCGGGUGGAAUUGGGAUGGGAAUUGCUGUAUGGGGUCUGUGUGGAUGAUGAUCCGGGACGUUGGGCGUGCUGGAGCGAUGGGUACAUGGGCGUGUAAGGUUGAUUCAGGCGUAGAGGCAGGGCCCACCCAACGUUUGGUUGAGCCGAAGCCAGACUAGUAAUGGAGGCAACGAAUGGAGACGUUAACGCGCCGUUGGUGAAGAAACGUGGAAUGCAUGAUAGAGGUCCCGGGAGAGGCUGCGAGAAUGAUAUUCAAUGUGCAAUUACCGGACAGGAUACGACCCC